Messenger RNA from Magnolia sinica, 2497 nucleotides. RefSeq names its product inorganic pyrophosphatase TTM2-like. NCBI's taxonomy places the organism in Eukaryota, Viridiplantae, Streptophyta, Magnoliopsida, Magnoliales, Magnoliaceae. The coding region runs from base 155 to 2143 and encodes 662 amino acids. Gene Ontology annotation, molecular function: ATP binding; kinase activity. The transcript is spliced from 12 exons. The record is from RefSeq and is a predicted model, not a curated record. Gene Ontology annotation, cellular component: cytoplasm.
CUCUCUCAGAAAUAAAAGCCUCUCUCAGAAAUAAAAGCCACAGAAUCCCACAAAAGAUCAAGAUCCAGUACAGAAGCAAAGACCAAAAAUCAAAACACUAGAAUCUUCCUCUCCUCCACUCUCUCUCUGCUACCGAAUAUAUAACAUCUUUUCAAUGGCCCAAGAUAAUUCCGCGUUGGAGUCACCCCGACGAAGGCCGGGUCUCUUAAGAGAUCAGGUCCAAUUGGUAAAAAGAAAGGACUCUGAUCGGUAUGAAAUCGUUCCGAUCCAAGAGUCACUGUCAUUUGAGAAAGGAUUCUUUAUAGUGAUCCGUACAUGCCAGCUGUUGUCCCAGAAGAAUGAUGGGAUAGUACUGGUAGGGGUUGCGGGCCCGUCUGGUGCUGGGAAGACUGCAUUUACUGAGAAAGUGCUGAAUUUUAUGCCCAGCAUUGCUGUUAUAUCAAUGGACAACUACAACGAUUCUAGUCGUAUCAUCGAUGGCAACUUUGAUGACCCACGCUUGACAGACUAUGACACUUUGCUUGAAAAUAUACAUCAUCUAAAAGAAGGAAAGCCUGCUCAGGUGCCAAUAUAUGAUUUCAAGUCGAGUUGUCGCUCAGGAUACAGGACACUUGAAGUCCCCAGUUCUCGCAUUGUAAUCAUUGAAGGCAUCUAUGCUUUGAGUGAAAAGUUACGACCCUUACUAGACCUUCGAGUAUCCGUGACAGGAGGCGUUCACUUCGACCUUGUGAAAAGGGUCAUGCGAGACAUACAACGUGCUGGUCAAGAACCAGAAGAAAUAAUUCAUCAAAUCUCUGAAACGGUAUACCCAAUGUACAAGGCAUUUAUUGAGCCUGACCUACAAACUGCACAUAUAAAAAUCAUCAACAAGUUCAACCCAUUCACUGGAUUCCAGAAUCCUACAUAUGUUUUAAAGUCGCGAAAGACUCUGACAGUGGAUCAAAUCAAGGCUGUUAUUUCCCAAGAACAUACUGAAACUAUGGAGGAGACUUACGAUAUAUAUCUCCUGCCACCAGGUGAAGAUCCAGAAGCUUGCCAAUCAUAUCUGAGGAUGAGGAACAGGGAUGGGAAAUACAAUCUUAUGUUUGAGGAAUGGGUUACGGACAGUCCCUUCAUUAUAUCUCCAAGAAUCACAUUCGAAGUCAGUGUGCGGCUUCUUGGUGGGCUGAUGGCAUUGGGAUAUACAAUUGCAUCCAUUUUGAAAAGAAGCAGCCAUGUUUUUUCUGAUGAUCGUGUGUGUGUGAAGAUUGAUUGGUUAGAACAGCUGAAUCGCCAUUAUGUUCAGGUGCAAGGAAGAGACCGUCUAGUUGUAAAAUUCAUUGCAGAGGAAUUGGGUCUGGAGGGCUCUUAUGUUCCCCGUACUUAUAUUGAACAGAUUCAGCUUGAGAAGCUUGUAAAUGAUGUUAUGGCACUACCAGAUGAUUUGAAGACAAAGCUCAGCAUUGACGAUGAUAUAGCAUCGAGUCCCAAAGAAGCACUUUCGCGGGCCUCUGCAGGCAUGAUUGCCUUACGAAAUAAGAAUCUUAAGAGUGGUUUAUCCCAUUCUUAUUCAACACAAAGGGAGAAGAAUAUAGCCAAGCUAAGCAAGCUCACUGUUACAAACAGAAGGUUUGAUGGAAGAGCUCUAGAAUCACCCUCAACGCUCACAAACCAGGGAGUUAUCACUCAACUCUCAGAACAGAUAACCACACUCAACGAGAGGAUGGAUGAGUUCACAUCUCGCAUUGAAGAGAUGAAUUCCAAGUUCACUGCCGGGAAAUCUUCUACUAGCCAACAAAACCUGGCGCUGCAAGCUGAUGCCUGCAAUGGUUCUGCACCCAUGGCUCUAAUCAUGCCCAGCUUGGGCAAUGGCACCUUGACUGGAUCCUUGCUACCAAAUUCAUCUUCUUCUUCCCAGUUGGCCAAAGAAUUUCAAUUAAUAGAAGAGGUAACAGUCAUCGCACGAGGUCAACGUCAAAUCAUGCAUCAAUUGGACAACCUUAGCAAUCUUCUCCACGAGCACUUGGGAGAGCUGGCUCGCCAAGGAAGAACAGAUGACAACCGCAGAAUGACGGAUGUUGAUUUUUUCAGAAGCCCUCUUAUUCUCACGCUGGCAAUUGGCGGUAUGAGCAUAUUUCUGCUCAGGUCUCUGUACCGAAGCUGAGUCCUUCCGACAUCAAAACGCCAAAUAUCAGAUGGUUUACCUCUCAUGGGAGAUGCAUGACUGGAGGUUAAUCAUGGGCCCUUCCCUUUUACUUGGACAAGGUAACUGAUCAAUCCCGAUCACCAUUUAAAUUCGAAUUUGACACUGUUGUAACAAAGAUCUAGGAUGUAAAGAUACAGCCCUUGUUUGUUUUUUUUUUUUUUAUAGUUGGACUUCGAAAUUCUCAAAAUUAAAAAUAAGAGGAGGUUUAUGUUGCUUCAAACAUAGUCCUUCCUCUCUUAUGCCUUAUUUUGUAUUUUCGGGCCUGUUUGGGAGCCAGGGAAAUAAAAUCAGAGAAAGUGAAUUGUUUGGAAA